Messenger RNA from Penicillium antarcticum, 750 nucleotides. It is a transcript of the gene xgeA, whose product is annotated as putative endoglucanase. The record is from RefSeq and is a predicted model, not a curated record. The transcript has 2 exons. Bases 1 to 750 code for a protein of 249 amino acids. Gene Ontology annotation, molecular function: cellulase activity. Lineage: Eukaryota; Fungi; Ascomycota; Eurotiomycetes; Eurotiales; Aspergillaceae. Gene Ontology annotation, biological process: polysaccharide catabolic process.
AUGAGGUCCUUCGCUCCUCUUUCGCUCCUUACCAUGGCGCUGGCCGCCGUGGGCGACACCGCUGCCGUCCCAACCAAGACUCUCAACCGUCGCUCCGACUUCUGUGACCAGUGGGGUUCCACCACCACCGGUAGCUAUAUCGUCUACAACAACCUCUGGGGCCAGAGCUAUGAUACCUCCGGCAAGCAAUGCACCGGUGUUGACUCGCUGAGCGGCAGCACCAUCGCCUGGCACACCUCUUGGUCGUGGGCCGGCACCUCCAACCAGGUCAAGAGCUACGCCAACGUUGCUCUGCAGUUCACCGCUAGGAAGCUGAGCGCUGUCAAGAGCAUCAAGUCCAACUGGAAGUGGAGCUCCACCAACACUAACGUCGUCGCCGACAUCGCCUACGACAUGUUCCUGAGCUCCACCGCGGACGGCGACGAGGAGUACGAGAUCAUGGUCUGGCUCGCUGCCCUGGGCGGCGCUGGCCCCAUCUCCUCCACCGGCUCUGCUAUCGCCACUGUCACCAUCAACGGUGUCUCCUGGAAGCUCUACAAGGGCCCCAACGGCAGCAUGACCGUCUACAGCUUUGUCGCUUCCUCCACCGUUACCAAUUUUUCCGGUGACAUGCUUGACUUCUUCACCUACCUUGAGAACAACCAGGGCCUCAGCUCUAGCUUGUACCUCACUCACGUUCAGGCUGGUACCGAGCCUUUCACUGGCACCUCUGAUCUCACUGUUUCCUCUUACUCUGCUGUUGUUGCGUAA